GCAUUUCUUUGAUAAUUGUAGAGAGAGAGAGAGAAAAGUUGUUUCCAGAAGAAGAAGAGAAAGCAUUUCUUGAGAGGAAGUUGUUUGAAAAAAGACUAAUUAGAGUUAGUAGGCGGUGGUGUUAAUGGAGAACGAGGAAUUCAGAUUGGUUUCGCCGGCGAUAGACAAGGACGGAAGGCUACCACGCAAGUACACGGCAGAAGGACAGGGAGCCCUCAAGAACUUAUCUCCACCCUUGGAAUGGUACAACUUGCCUGAAGGUACCAAGAGCUUGGCUCUUGUGGUUCAAGACAUCGACGCCCCAGAUCCGAGUGGGCCUAUCGUGCCGUGGACCAUAUGGGUGGUGGCGAACAUACCACCCACACUGAAGGGUCUACCUGAAGGUUUCUCAGGGAAGGAAGAGGAGGUUGGUGGUGACUAUGCCAACAUCAAAGAAGGCCACACUGAUUGGAAGGUCCCUGGUUGGCGUGGUCCCAAGCUUCCUUCCCAUUGCCAUCGCUUCGAGUUCAAACUCUACGCUUUGGAUGAUAUGAUGCAUCUUGGCAACAAGGUGACGAAGGAGAGACUGUUGGAACUGAUUGAAGGGCAUGUUCUGGGAGAAGCUUGUUAAUGGCCAUCUUCUGAUGCUCUUUUCUCUUCUUUGUCAAACCCUCACUACUUUUCCAAUGUCGCUGUAUUAUGCCUUCUGCAUUUGGGGGUUGAAGAUAAUGGCCCAGUGCUUCUGAUGGAUCUCGCAAUUGAGAAUGUCAGUUACUAAGGCCCUCUUCGCUAUCAUUUUUCCUUUUGGUUUUUGUUCACAAAAAUAGUUAAGGCAAAAAAUUUGCCCUCUCUUUCUCUC
This is a messenger RNA of Macadamia integrifolia, 838 nucleotides long. Its product is annotated as UPF0098 protein CPn_0877/CP_0992/CPj0877/CpB0906. The transcript is spliced from 2 exons. The coding region runs from base 125 to 610 and encodes 161 amino acids. NCBI's taxonomy places the organism in Eukaryota, Viridiplantae, Streptophyta, Magnoliopsida, Proteales, Proteaceae. The record is from RefSeq and is a predicted model, not a curated record.